GCAGGAGCGGAGUCUUUAAAAGAUUCCAGUCAGGUUUAAGGCUCCGGGAGGAGUGGAGUUGUUCGAUUGGGUUUUGCUGUUGUUCUGUGUGAAGGAAGGUUGUGAGCAAGAGGUUGCGUUGAGACCCUUUGAUCGGCGGUUUAAAGUAUUGUGAGCGGCGUGGAGAUGGGUUGCUCCGAGUGCUGCGUGCGAUGUCUCAGGGGAGUUCCCUAUGCCUCCCUCAUCGCUACCAUUCUGUGCUUUGUGGGCGUGGCCCUGUUCUGUGGCUGUGGUCACGAGGCCCUGACUGGGACCGAGAAGCUCAUCGAGGAGCACUUCUCCCGAGACUUUAUGGACUACGCAGUCCUGGUGACCCUGGUCCAGGUCUUCCAGUACGUUAUCUAUGGGACCGCGUCCUUCUUCUUCCUGUACGGCGUGCUGCUGCUGGCCGAAGGAUUCUACACCACCAGCGCUGUCAAGUCCCUCUUCGGGGAGUUCAGGACCACCAUGUGCGGCAGAUGCGUCAGCGCCACGUUCAUCUUCCUGACCCACAUACUGAGCGUGAUCUGGAUGGGAGUCUUUGCCUUCUCCGCACUGCCCGUCUACGUCUACUUCACCAUGUGGUCCACGUGCCAAACAGUCAGACACGUGACUGAGAAUGGGACUGGGUUCGAUGAUGUCUGCAUUGAUGCCAGGCAGUAUGGAAUGCUGCCAUGGAAAGCCAGUCCGGGGAAGAUCUGUGGCCUGAAUUUAGCCAUUGUUUGCAACAACUCUGGCUUGGAGCUGACCUAUCACUUGUUCAUUGCAACAUUUGUAGGAGCUGCAGCAACAGCCAUUGCUUUGCUCACCUACAUGAUGUCCUCCACCUAUAACUAUGCUGUUCUGAAGUUUAUGAGCCGGGACAACUGCUGCACAAAGUUCUAACCCACCAGCGUCCACCUCUCCUCCACACCGCCCCCUCACUCCUUUGCCUCUUUUGCACAAUUUUAAUCCGGGGAAACUUCACGGACUGUUCGGUGGUUCCUCACUUCCUCUGAAUCCUGGGUAACAGCUGCACAAGGAUCCUGAACUUGCCUUGUAACCUACACAUAAACUGGAACGUCGCGUUGAGGACAUGCAUAUAAUACAAGGAACACUUUUAACCGCUGGUAUUUUUUAGUAUUAAAAAGCUUGUGCAUUCUAACACAUUGUGAAUGCAGAGACAAACGUGUCAACGGAACCUUGAAGCUCGAAACUGAUAGUUGCUAAAUACGACUUUGUGCAAAUAGUUUGGAUUCUGCUUUGUGACCAGAUUAACAUGUCCAGGGUUGUGCUUUCCCACCAGGAGCCUGAUCUUUGUGUGAGUCUGGAGUUGUGAAAAUAAAACCGUCGGCUAACUGUGA
Pristis pectinata (smalltooth sawfish) is the source of this 1361-nucleotide messenger RNA. Its product is annotated as proteolipid protein DM alpha. Gene Ontology annotation, cellular component: plasma membrane; myelin sheath. The transcript has 7 exons. The record is from RefSeq and is a predicted model, not a curated record. Lineage: Eukaryota; Metazoa; Chordata; Chondrichthyes; Rhinopristiformes; Pristidae. Gene Ontology annotation, biological process: axon development; central nervous system myelination. Gene Ontology annotation, molecular function: structural constituent of myelin sheath. Bases 166 to 903 code for a protein of 245 amino acids.